AUGCCCCGCCGCGUUCGUCCCGUGGAAUCUAAUGCGGGAAUACCCGAAGUCGACCGUGAAAUAUACCUCAGCCGGCCCACGGACGACCUCCUAGUCGACGACGAUGUGAGGUACGGACAUCGAACGGCAAACGGGCCAUUUGUUGAGAUCCUUGAACGGCGUCGCGUUCGAGAGUGUUCAGAGCCGGAGAUUCCCCGCAACAAGUAUCAUUAUUCUCGGGACGUGGAACCAGUUUCUUCGAGACAUACACAUGAGCGAUUUGAUUGUGAUUUAUCGCCACAUGAGGCAAUGAAACAAUACCGAAAGAAGAAACACGAUAAUCAUGCCUACGAACCUCGUGGGAGGCCGCGUUCGAGACCCAUGAAUACAGAGGAGGCAUAUUUUUCACACCAGGAAUCAGAUAAGGGCUACUCCACAGAUAGUGAAUCUGAUGAAUCUGAAGCUUUUACUCAAAGACAGGAGUGGUCUGUAUCUCGACGCGGAUAUACUGUUCCCAAAGACCUUCUGCCGCGCAGUAAAAGUUUGAAAGAGAAACGAAGAGUGCGACGCUCAGAGUAUGAAACAGAAGAUGUCUUCUCACAAAAAGCUAUCCCCAGGGAGAGAGAAGAAUAUAUAGAGAGUCGGAAGAGUUCACGCUAUAGUGCUCCUCAUUUAAAACACAGAUCGCACUAUCAUAUAGAUCUAGACGAGGAUGAAGAGGAUGAAACCGAUGAAGAAGACAUUCCUGUUUCCAGGCAUGAACAACGAAGAGAUCCACAGAGAAGCCAUGCUAGGGAGAGGUAUUCCCCACGGAGCCGAGAGACGUCCUCGUCCUCGUCCUCGUCCUCGUCCUCUUCAUCGUCAUCGCCAGCAGUGUCGCCUCGGAAAGAGAUCCCUAGAGUACCAUUGCCAGCUCCAAUGCCACCGGUUUACAAGGAGUCGGCCACGAAACAUAUAUCCCUGCCUGGAGGUAUGAUUUCCUUUCAGAAGGUUCUACUAGUUGUUAAUCAACCAUCAGCUUUCCCCGUAGGGGACCCGUCUCGCGCACAUAGCCCCGAUAUUGCUGAGCCCGAUGCUCACCAACAUAGGAAAAGGAGAGAAAAGCCGGCGAAGGAAGAAAUUGGGCUCGAAAGACAGAGUAAGGAUGCUUUUGCCGUCCCGUUGCAUCGUCUGCUGCCCGAACCUCCUGGUCGACGCAGAAAGGAAGACACUAUCGUUAUCCCCCCCGAGCCAAUUUUCACGGAGCACGACGACGGCUUUGCCAUCGAGGAACGCGAUCGUCGGAAACCUACUAAGAAGCUUGAAAUUGUUGAGGAAGACUAUUACCGGACCCGCAAGGUCGAGCCGUCAUCGCAGAGUCCUCGCGCUCGGGAUACCGUCGACGACUGGGCUAUUGUCAAGGCCCCGUCUGAAAGCAAGCGCGGUUCAAAAGAGGAGCUGAUCGAGACUGUUCCAGAAGAAAGACACACGCGACCCAAGGAUCGUAAAUCCAAGUUGACCGUCGCAGGCGAGAAGGAUCCUGGAACCGACGACAGUCGCCGGCGUGGUAAGAUCGGCCGGCGAUAUAUCGGUGUCCAGGACCGUCGAGACCGUCUGUGGACUGAAAUCACGAAGGACCUGGUGGUACGAGAGGCAAUCGAGAGGGCUGGGUACGAGUACGAGGAAACCGAUUCAUGCUACUACAUCUUCUCCUACCUGCACCGUGAUGAUGUAUCUGCUUUGAUCCAGCAGUCUGACGAUAUCCGGCGUGCCCGUCGCCGAAGAAUUGAGGAGAUCCACCGCGAACGCGCCUCUGUGCCCCCUCCGCCUAGACAUGCGAUGAAAGGAGCGGCCCCCUUACCCUUACCCUUUGCACCCGACCGGCCCAGCUCGCCUCGUUGCCACCAUCGAGAGCGAGAGCGGGACCGAAAUCGAGGAGAUCGCCGACGGAGGGACUGGGAAGAGGGCAGAGCCCAUUCAGGACGAUGGUAG
Aspergillus ochraceoroseus IBT 24754 is the source of this 1950-nucleotide messenger RNA. RefSeq lists its product as uncharacterized. The record is from RefSeq and is a predicted model, not a curated record. Lineage: Eukaryota; Fungi; Ascomycota; Eurotiomycetes; Eurotiales; Aspergillaceae. Bases 1 to 1950 code for a protein of 649 amino acids. The transcript has 3 exons.